Anguilla anguilla (European eel) is the source of this 4855-nucleotide messenger RNA. RefSeq names its product WD repeat domain 27 (gene wdr27). The record is from RefSeq and is a predicted model, not a curated record. The transcript has 25 exons. Gene Ontology annotation, molecular function: protein binding. NCBI's taxonomy places the organism in Eukaryota, Metazoa, Chordata, Actinopteri, Anguilliformes, Anguillidae. Bases 430 to 2934 code for a protein of 834 amino acids.
UGUCAUUACACUAGAAAAAGACGCAAAUGACCUUUCGUUGCAUUUUGUAUCUAGGCAACCGCAAGCUGUUAUCGUUAGCUAGCUUGCUAACAGACGAAUAAGAGCUACUCAGUUAACGGUAGUUAGAUAUAUUGAUGACUAUUUUUCAAAAUGCAAAAAUUAGACUUUUGAAAGAAUAUGUUGCUUUACGUGAUUUGGUGACUUUAUUUUGUACCAGUUCCUAAAUUUUUAUUUAUAAUAGCUCGAAGAGCUGGUCAUUAACAAUCGAGCUAGAUCUAACUAUAGUUAGUCUAGCUAACUUGCGCUAAAAAUAGCUGGCAAGCGAUUCAUCUAACGUUAUAAAACUAAUGAGAAAACAGCGCAACUUUUCCUUUUAAAAAUAGAUCGUAUCUAGUUUAGUGCAACCAAGCCAAGUUGUGCUGAAGAGAUAUGGCUGAUGAUGGGGACUCCUGUUUGGAGGACGAACAAGUCGCGAUUGUCACAGAGAAGUUGGCCCUGAUUAUGACCUCUCCUACCCCGGUAUCUCAUGUCCAGCUUGCCUGCUGCAGCUCCCACUGCGCUUUCCCAUGGCAGGGCAAUGAAUUGCGGGUUUACAUCAACAAUGACUUUGGGGCAAAGCCCCUGAAACUUAUUGGUCACCAUGAAAACAUAUCUGCCCUGGCUUUUGGUACAAGGCAAGACCCAUUCCUCCUCUGCUCUGCCUCUAACGAUUACGUCAUUGUGUGGGACAUUGAACGUUGCUACAGAAGAGACAUUGAGGGUCUGACUGCAUCAGGGGUGGUCAUUGGAACAUGUCUGGGAAGGGUGCAGCACCUGUCCCUGUGUUCUGAGAAUGAGAAGGUGGCAGUUUGCUCAGGUGUAAAAACAUACAUAUUACACAUGCAGAAGAAGGAGCUCAUUAUUUCUUUGUCGGGCCACCUGGGAGCUGUGACAGCGGCUGAGUUCUGCCCGUGGACUGGGCACAUCCUCGUGACCACGUCAGAGGACCGGACAUUCAAGGUGUGGGAUUUGAGAACGGAAGAGACUCUGUAUCAGUCAGCUGUACUGUCAGCAUCUCCAUUGCUUAGUUUGUUCAUCAGUGCGGAGAAAAGACAGCUGGUUACUGGGUCUGCUAAUGGACAGGUGUGGGCCUUCAGCCUCCCCGAUGACUUCAGGUGUCGCAUGGUGACCCGUGUCGACCUCCAGAAGGUGGAGCAGAGGCGGCUGAAGCAUGUGGAGGGCAGCCCAGUUAAUGAGCCAGAGAGACAACUCCAGUGUCUUUUUCCAGGAUCGGUCCACGGGGAGCAGGCAGACACAGUGGAGAUCUCACGGCCAAUUCUGAGAAUCUCUCCUUGCAGUGUGCUACCCAGUUCUGUCCAUGACCAGGAGAGGGGCGGGAACUUCUACUGGAUUGGCAGUUCAGACAGCCUGUACGUGCUGGACAUAGACGCCGCCGAGCUCCGCACAACACUGUAUCUCAAAGACUACCCAAAUUUGACAAUUUCCAUGGCUGGAUCAUGGGCCAUACAUGAAGGAGACAAGGGCAAGACCCUGUGCUUGAUGUCAUCUCCAUUUGAGUCUGCUAUUGCCCUAUUUGAGGUUCAAGUUCCCGAGUAUUCCUUCUCCCCCUGCCCUUGGGAGGAGAUCCUGUCUGUGAUCCCCAGUGGUCCGCUGUUGCCUGAGUCUCCUUUGAAUGCAGUGCUGGUGAAGAAGGAAGUUUCUAAGGUCUCAAAGGUUUCUAAGCCAAUCCAGAAGCCUGGCCCAGAUGUGAAAGUUGCUCUGAAGGACCGGCCUGUUACCUUUCACCAACGCGUGAAGUCAUCAGGAUACACAACACGCCCCUGGAACUGCACCAGCAAGGCCAGCUCACAAAAGAAGAACACAGCGCUUAUAAAAACCAGGAAGAAAAUACGGGGUAUCUUUCCUGAGUAUGCUGAAGACAGUGGAGUGCCCACUGUUUUAUGCAAUCAAGCAAGCACAGCUGAAAGACCAAUACCUGUCUGUUGCCUACAGUAUUCAGGAGAUGGAAAGCAGAUCCUGUGUGGUCUGGGGAACGCGUCGGCAUUGCUGUACAAGUCUACUCUCACUGGCACCCCAGCUGUCUACACAGGUCAUGACGGGCCCAUCAACAGUGUGGACUGGAGUUUCAACAGGCAGUGGGUCGUAACAUCGUCAGAGGACCGGACAGCCCGGGUGUGGCCCAUAGGGAACGCAGAACCCACUCUGAUCAUGGGUGGUGAAAAAUUCCCAAAACCUGUCAAGUCUGCACAGUUUUACUACCUGGACAAGUUCCUGUUGCUGUCAUCAGGGAAUGCCCUACACCUGUACCUUUAUCACCUUGAUAUGGCCCGUGAUGACAUUAAGAGAUACCACCAGAAGAGCCUAUGCAAGCUGGUAGGGAAGUUUAAGAUGAGUUCAGGGACAGACAUCACCUGCACGUCUGCCAUCAACCAGUUAUAUUCCUACAUCGUACUGGCUGCGGGCGUGGACCGGUCUGUCGAAGUGUUCGACAUGAAUGUGGGACACAUUUGCGCAGACAUCCCUGAUGCGCAUACCAGAGCCGUCCACCACAUCAGCCAGAAUCAGGGCUCCAUGUUCAGCUCGCAGACGCACGACUUGUACAGCCUCUUCCUGACCAGCGCCGCGACCGACGGACUGAAGCUGUGGGACCUGCGCACUCUCAGGUGUGUGCGUCGAUACGAGGGCCAUACAAAUCGCUGUCAUCCGUGCAGCUCCACCUUCUCGCCCUGCGGACGCUACAUCGCCACCGGCUCGGAGGACAACUGCGCCUACAUUUAUGAUGUCCGGAGCUGCACUUACCUGCACAAGCUCCAGAGGCACUCGGACACCGUCCUGACCGUGGCCUUCAACCCCGCCAAACCUGAGCUGGUGAUGGGGACCCUGGAUGGAAAGCUGCAGCUUUUCCGGCCCAGCGAUGGAGCUGCUGUCCUCUGACCCUGGAUCUGAUCUCACCUGACCCUGAAUCUGAUCUCACCUGACCCUGAAUCUGAUCUUACCUGACCCUGAAUCUGAUCUCACCUGACCCUGAAUCUGAUCUUACCUGACCCUGAAUCUGAUCUUACCUGACCCUGGACCUGUGUUUGGCUGAUGCUGGAUCCUGAAUCGGCUCGCAGCUGAUCAAUAAACUCACUUGACCUUCUUCACAGCUAAAGAGGCUUCCAGUAUUACACAUUAAAAAAUCCUUUGAUCUUGGAUCACAGUACUUACACUUGAUUAUUUCAGCCCAAUAUUUCGGUGUCUUAAUAAUAUCAUAAUGUCAUAAUAUUAUAAACCUGUAGCACACACACACACAUGCAGGCACAUUAUUCAGAUAUGCAUUUGUGCAUAUACUGUACAAGCACAGUUUUAUCCAGCAUGCCUGGUGUGUUAAGUAGAGGAGUCUACACUGCUGUGUAUGGUUUUCUAGUUUCACUGAAAUAUAGCUUUAAACAUGACAGAAGAUUGUGCAGUGAAUACUGAUUAUUUAGUUUUUCCAUGUGUUAAAUUCUGAAACAAUAAUACGCAUUAGCGCAUAUAGGAAAUGGUGGUGGAGCAGUGCGGGUGGGUUGGCGGGAAGCGGGAGUGCCCGAUGGGGCAGCUGGUGUUGUGCUGCUGGUAACAUUCGAAGUAUGUCAGUUUUUAUCCAAGGUUUGAGGAAAUGGUAGCGCUGACAGAGCUCACGCCACUGUUGAGAGGCAGUUCUGCAAACGGCAAGAUGGCGGGACACUGCUGGUGUGCAGAGGCCCUGGCGAGCCCCCCCAUCUGAUGGCUCAUCUGAGGCCACGGUGAAAACAGCCCCUUUGUUUAGAGGAACGGCCGAGUGUUUCUGGAAGAGUAAGCAGCCAUAUGAUCGCACUUGGCCGCCCCCCGGCCUUUUCUGCAUGCCUACAGCCUCACGUAUCAUAUAGCAUUAAAUAAUACGGCAGGUUCAGAACAAAAAUAGCUUUAUUCUCCUCCGUCCCGCCCCAGGGAACUCACACAGCGGGGGUUGAGUGGUUGAUGGGGAGAGCACAUGACCGUAGCCAAGCCGAACACAGCUCGAAAAACAGCCCUUGUGUUUUUAAUAAAGGCCCCAGUGUGCUUCACGCACGUGCUGAUGUCCUUCGCAUGCGCGGCGUCUCCUGUCCAGCAGUCCACCUCUGCCCAUCUGUGCUGUAAUCCCAUCGCCCUGUCCGUACGCUGGGCAGCUGUGGAGUGUCUCAACGUCUAAGUCUCUUCCAGGUUCGACGCGUUUCAAGGACUGGGUGUUCUUCUCAGUUGUUCUUUAAUCAGCAUCAUAGUGAAAGUUGCUGACGGGAGGGAAAGAGUGGGUGAUGAGUAAGAAAUAGAUUAGAGAGAAGGGAAGGGUUGAUGGGAAGAGAGCACCACAGGAUGUGGGGAUUUAUCAGGGGGAUGGUCUCGGGUCCAGGGUUCGGGGUCUCAGCUGCAAAUUACAAUCAACAAAGAGAUUAAUUUGUCUCCUCACAAAGUAUCUAUUUUUGAAGCAUCUCUGUUUUAUAUUAAGAAGUAGGACCCACAGAUCUUGGCCUACUCCUCAUUUCUGAGAUAGCUCUCCCCAGAACAGUUUAAAGUUCGAGAGAAGGUUUCGGAGCGGGAAGUUUUCUCAAUAAAGCAAAGUUUAAAAACUGUUUUGAUGUUUUGACGUGUAUUUUCCGCUUUUGCAAACGGCUGCACUUUAUCCUGAGUGUGCUGUCUCAGCAUGGCUGGUUAGCCUGUUUUUAUUGAAGCUGAAUAUUCUGCUACUAUGGUUCUCCUUUAGUGUCAGUGUGUGUAUGACUGUCUGUGAGUUCAUCAGCAUUGUGAAAUGCCUUUACUUCUGGCCCGAAAUACUCUCUCAGAGGUCACAGCAAAUGCUGAAAAGACACAGGGAAGAACA